CUGAGACGCAUGAUAUUGAUCUCAAUGUAAAUGUUCUCGAUAUUCAAACAUGACUGUAUUAACUACAGAAAACCUCUUCUAUCCUGCCUUAGUAAGCCUUAUUGGUGCUCUACAGCUUGGUAAGGAAAUAUUAUUUUAAUAUUUACCAAUAUAUUUACCAUAUAAUUAUAUAGAUGUUCGCGUCAUUCGCGUGUUGUAAAUAUUCCGUGACUCCACACUGAGACUGACUUUACAAACAUUAGGUUAAGACCACUUGAUGAUAAAUUGCUGCUUAUGAUAUUAUACUCACGAAAACUUUAACAUUUAGAUUGGUACCAUAACUUCUAGUGUAUCUAUAUUAAUUUUGACACCAUGCAUAUGAAUCAUACUAGGUUACUAGCCAUAAGCAAUGUACUGGAUGAAACCAUGUUCAAUACAAGUUAAACAAUGGUUACACGGCAGAGUAUACUAGCCGUACAAGUUAUUUAUCUGGUAUUUACAUUUUUUUGAGGAUUAUAAUAAUAAAUAUAAUAGCUUCUAUAUAUUUAUUGACAGCACGAUUCACAAGAAGAGUCGGCGAAGCACGGGGGAAGUAUAAGGUAAUUUACUACAUGAAUAUAUUUCUGUUUGUACAAUAUGCUACCGUCAUUCUCAGCAUGACUAAACAAAGAUAUAGAAGAUAUUUAAACGUAAGUGAGUUGACGGUAAAUUCAUUGUUCAAGUUGCAUCACUUGGUGAAAAGGAAAUAUUUUCCCAACCGGCCAACCAAGGUCCCUGCAUGGUUCACUACAUGGGAUGGCCGGUUGAGACAGUCAGAAAUACUUUGUGUAAAAACCAUGAUUGUACCUUUGUACAUGUAACUAUGAAAACUAUCUUGUAAUUGUCACCGAAUGUUACGUCACAAUAAUGAACUUUUCCAUAGUAUAAUAAACUGCCCAGAUCAAACGAGCAUGAGAGGCAGUCCCGCGACCUUGGUUAGCUGUUCUAAACUAAGACUGAGAAUGCUUUCCCAACGCUAUCAUGUAUUUUAUUAAACGGUUGAAUUGUUGUUGUAACGCUUGUAUAUCAAGCCUUUAUUUUGUGCAAGUAACAAUGUCCAUGAAACAAUGUCAAUGCGUGAUUGCCAACCAGUCGCCGCAAAAACCAUUUUCUCAAAUAGGCUAAAUCCGUAGAGAAAUUGGGGAAACGUACACAUUAUAUGCUCGAAGCUGAAACUAAGAGUCUAAGUAUGUCUCAACUGAGGAACACGACGAUUUACUGAACGACCUUGAUUUGUAAAAUCUCGUUAAGCAAUUGUAGAUAUCGGUCCAAGAAGAAUGGAUUUGGUUUAGAUUUUAAACUGUUAAAUACAUGUAUGCAUUAUCAUAGCAUAUUUCUUCCCAGACUUUUGAUAAUGCAAGAAUGGUAUCUCAUAGAACCUAAAAUUAUUUAAAUGCAACAUUUCUGAUCAAAAUCACAUCGGAUUUUUCUCCUCCCACUCCCAGCAUCACAGAGAGGAAAUAAGGUGACACUGACCCCUCCUCCUGUUUUUUUCAAGGUGACUUUUCCAAUUUAUUUAGGAGAAAUGUCUGGGGAAAUUCAUGUUUUCGAUGUACUUUAUAAUCUCCGCAAUUCUGCAAGAUUUCACCCCAAAAAUGCUUGAAAUCGCAUUUCAUGGACUCUAGAUUUCAAAAUUUUCCCGGGGGUGAAUGCCUCCGGAUGCCCCCAGUUGAUCAGCGUUCCUUCGCGAGCACAAAAAUGCUGCCGCCGGGCUUCAGCGGGAUCAAUACGUGUUCAUAAAAAAAGAACUUGCUCGGCCCAGUGCUUCGUCUUGGAAAAAUAUCACGGGGCAAAUUUUUUCUUCACAUGAGUUUACCAUUAACAUUUAUAGAUCCCCGUUCCAAAAACUGAUGGCGACCCGAAUUUUACAAGAAUAUUCCGAGCACAGUAAGUCAUACAUUUUUUUCUGCAUAUUUUGACACGGAUGGGGCAGCAUUGUAUCACAGAAUAGACUACACAGAAGCCCGACUUCUUCGUUGUUCCCAUGAUUUUCCAAUGAUUUUGGCGUAACCUACCGUAUUUCGUCAUAAAAAUGCUGCCGACAUGAGCCUAGCCAGUGUGCGUUUGAGAGGCAUUCAACUCCCCGAAAAUAUUCAAAAUGGCGGACGUCCAGGGGGGUAAUGCCUCUCAUAAGCGCACUGGCUAGGCCCAUGGCGUCAGCAUUUUGAUGAUGAAUCAUGGCGUGGUAGCGGUUACUCGAGUCGACCUUCUGCAUGCCUUUAUUUUGUGACUGUAUUCUGACUGUAGAUUUAAAUUAGAGAGUUUAAGAUGCCGGCUACGGAAUACGGUUAUUUUCACAUUGCUUUAACUGAGGCAGUCAGACAAAAUUUACUUCUCCCCAGAGGCAGAGCAUACUUUUCACCGUGGCGACCUUGGCUACGCCUACACUCUACAGCGUAAAAAUCACAUUCUUGUGUUGUAAAACAGAAUCAAGGACAUAUAGCACCAAACUGACUGCGCAACGUUGCUGGUUGGACAGUAUUUUCCUAUUUUUAUAAAGAAAUGAUGAAAGUUAAAAGAUGAAACUUACUGAACACAAAGCCAUGCACAUAAAACAUAUUUGAGAUGAAUUUGUUAACAAAAACUAUUUCAAACGUAGUUGGUAGUUCGUCGUCAAGAUCUUAAACUCCCUAUUAAUAAGUGGUUUUAAAAAUCCACCGAUUGUUAAAUUUCCUCCAAUUUGCACGAGCUGGAGAAAUAAGGUAUUGUAUAGACUGUGUAAUGAUUUUUGCUACUAGAAAAUGGACACCGCUAAAGGACGAGGAGAGGUAUUCCAUAAUCGCCACGAUGUAUAUUGAAGACAUUAAUUGGGAAAAUAAAUGUCAUUUCCUCAAAUGUUUUAGUUCUUUGAUUGCUAUCGUUCUUCGAAAUGCAAAUAGGUAUUCCGAAAUGACAACGUUUUGCUGCAAUUUGGCAACUUUUAUCUCGUAUUGCUGUACUGGCAUUUGUGGCGUCAAAAUCUGCAGUGUUGCUUUGUUGCAUCAACUCUCGUGCGUGAUAACAACUCUCAUCAAAAUUGGAGUCAACUCAAAAUUGAUUAGAGUUGAUGAGGGUACAAUUGGGUACAUGUAGCAGCCACGCAAGCCAACAAUAGUCAGGCUCUUAACCUGGAGAGUUGGUGGUCCAAACGUGAUCGAGAUUUGCAACACUCAUUAUAGUUCUCAUCAACUCUUAACUUCCUUUCGGGCUUUAUAAUUUUUUGACCGUUUCCUUUUUUCCUGUUUUUAGACAAAACACGCUGGAAUAUUAUCCAAUAUUUAUGACCCUGCUAUGGAUAAGCUCUAUAUUUCUUCAUCAUGGUAUGUUGAUCUUUGUAAUACACGAUACUAUACGUACAAUUAUGUACAGUACAUAAUUUAUGCAGCAACAUGUGAAAAUGGGGACAAGUGCACAAAUACAUCAUCUUACGAAUAAAUGUAGGUAAUCAUGCGAUGCUGCUCGUACAAUUAGGGAUUAAUAGUACUCGUGAUGUUUGGAAAUUUUGCCAAAAUUGGACCAGCCGCUGGGCGAGUCCAAUUUGGCAAAUUUCCAAACAUCACGAGUACUAUUAAUCCCUAAUUGUACGAGCAACAUCGCAUGAUUACUUGUUUAUUAUUAGUAUGACAAAAUUGGAUACUUCUCAAUGUGAACAUCAUAUUCUCUCACCAAAGCUCAGUCCUGCCAGACUUUCAACCAAAAUUUGGUGCUUUUGUUCGUAUUUUCAUUUAGUUCUUUUGUUAAAGCAAAGUUUGGUGCUUUUGUUCGUAUUUUCAUCUAGUUCCUCUGGGGCAAUUCCAUUUCACAUUUGUGUUUAAAAUACCUUUCCGCCAUUCUAUUUGUCUUGGGAAAAUCAUUAAUUGUACUGCAGUACAAUUAAUGAAAUAAUUGUACUCCUCUCAACCAAUCAGCAUCCAGUAAUUUUGUCAUGCUAAUUAAAAACUGCAGUUUCGCUUUCGAGUUGUUUUGACACGAUGCUGCUGAUGUGCCAGCUCGUUCCUCGUUUGGAAAUUUCUGGCACUGAAUCUUAAAGGUUGCAAUCCGAAGUAACGUUAAAGUUUUCUUUUCUGACAGCUAUUCCAUCAAUGGUAGGUUUGAUCUAUCUGUACGCAAGAUAUAAAUAUUUUUAUGGGUAUGCAGAAGCUGGUGAAAAAAGGUAUCAUUUUUCAUCCGUUCAAUAACAUUUAGCAAAACUAAAGUCUGCCACCGUUCAGAACUGUUGCCAGGAGGCAGUAGAAUUUUGUGACUUUCACGUGAUACGUUCUCGUCAAAUGAGAUGAUGAACUUUGACACUUGGUAUAUAAUAAAACCGUUUGUCAAUGGACCAUAUGACCACAGAGUAGAGACCAUACAGAAGUCCGACUCAGCCAAAAAAGCGUUACUGCCGCCACGCCUUGAUACGUGAAGCAUUUAACCCCCUGAAAAUCCGCCAUUUUAAAUAUUUUUAGAGGGUAAGCGCAACAUGCGACAGCAUUGCACCGGUUCCACCAAAUUCAUUGGCGCCGAACUUCUGUGUGGUCUCUAUUCUGUAAUAUGACUGUUGGUCUCGAUUGAUCAUAGAAAAUUUUCACGAAGGACAACAGGAGAAAGCGUAGCAUUUCAGUCCCAGAAAAUAUAAUUUGAAUCAAUAGAUUCAGCAUAUAACGUUAUUAAUAAAUCCCAAAUGCAGUUUUUCCAUCCUCUUCUACAGGUUACCUGGUUUUCGUCUGGCAAUGAACAUUUUCUUGAUUUUGUUAAUCUUGAGCAUACUUGGUCUCGUUGUAACUGGUUAUACCAAAUACACUGGAAGAACAAUAGAUGUGACGUUUUAUGAAGAAAGAGCCAUGGAGUAUGCUAAACCAGCAGUUGAUAAGAUCAAAUCAAGUUACAAACAUAUCAACAAGACAAUGCAGCCUUAUUUCAAGACAGCGAGGAACCAAAUCUCUGAUGUUUUACAACAUGCAAAAACAUUUACCACAGAUUUUAUUUCUUCAUUUAAAAGUCAAUAUUUUUCGUCAUAUUUUCAAGAACCUGCAAAGGCAAAGAUGAAGCAAACUAAGCAAGAACUGUAACUCAUUCGUUCAGAGAUUUCAUAUCCAUGCAUGCAGGUAUAUAUACAGUCUACAGUUUAAGAUGUAUUGAUUUAUUUGAAAGAUUUUUAUAUUAGAAAACGUACGAAUCUAUAGCGUUAUCGCAGCUUAAAGUUGGAACAUUGUAUUUUGUUUAAUGGACCUGUUACCUAAUGAACAAAAUUUUGAUCUAGGCAAAUCUAGACAAAAAAUUCAUCACAGCUUGAAAGAGCAUCACAAAAUUAGUAAUAUUCCGAAGUUUCGUUGCGAAAUGUUGUAAAAUGCGGAUAAUAUAGCCUUGCGAAGUUUGCCGUUUUUCAGUCAUUUUGUAUUACGUGCGGGAAGUUGAUACCUUUUUUCAGAAAGCGGUAUCAAUUUCCCGCGGUGGCCAGGCAUAUUUUUCACCGUGGCCAGGCAUAUUUUUCAAGCUUGCCCGGUGUGGAUAUACACUCAGAGUAACAUCACAAUAAUUACAUAAGAACAUAUAAAAAAAAAAUUAAAAAAAAAUAAUAAAAAAAACAGAACAA
This is a messenger RNA of Paramuricea clavata, 5569 nucleotides long. The record is from the annotation of a GenBank genome assembly. NCBI's taxonomy places the organism in Eukaryota, Metazoa, Cnidaria, Anthozoa, Malacalcyonacea, Plexauridae.